UCACGCCCAGCAAUGGUCAGCCCGCGAUCACCACCAACAGGCCUGACCACGAUCCCGUUCUCCCUGGCACGUACGCGGUGGCGUGCAGAGGAGAGGGGAGGGCUCGAACUGGGAGCUACAAAGACGCUCGGGUCUACCUACGUUACGGGCGCGCGGGAUAUGAUGGAUCGGCGAUGCCGCGGAUUCCGCGCGCGCGCGGGGGGUGGAAGGCCUUCCUUCCUUCCCCCCACCACCAACACCAACGACCGGAUCGGCCGUGGCUCGCCGAUGGAUCGCGGUCGCGCUAUAUUGGCGUAGCGCGGAGGCAGCGUUGGCUGGCUCCCACCCCGGCCCCGUAUACGAUGAUAACAUGGGAUCGGCGAGGCGGCUGCCGCUUCUCCUCGUCCCGCUCCCGCAUCCGCAUGGAGGAGGAGGCCGCCCCCGCUAUAAGUACCCAGGGCUCCCACCCCCGCCCACGCGCGCGCGCGGCUCCCAGAACCAGGCGACGAGACGAUCCAAGGCCCCCGGACGCGAGGGCGCCCCUCCUCGAUCGAUCGCCAGGCAUUGUUACUCUCAGUCUCGCACGACAAGAUCGCCGAGGAGAUGUCGGGUUAUGAUGACGACAACGAAACCAACCUAGUGGAGGACGAGUACGACGACCUUGAUGAUUUUAUCGUGGGAAGCGAUGAUGAGGGCGACAAUGUAGCCGAGGAGGAGGAGGACGAGCUGCCUGAGGCUGAGGAGGUAGAAGCCGAAGAAGAGUAUGAGGAGGAAGAAGAGGAAGAGCCGCCUGUUGGCACGCAGGAAAUCCUUUCCUUCAGGGAGCAAUUAAAGGCCAAAUUAAGAAAACAACAUCAGUCUAGCGGCGCCGAUGCCGACGGGAACCCUAGCUGCUCGUCGUCCGAUCAACCGUCGGUCAGGUCCAGAUUUGGCACCUUCUUUGGGCCGUCCACGCCGGUACUUGCUCCCCGGCUCAUGGAGGCAGGGUGCUCGUCGAUGAUGAAGGAGAACCAGGACGUGCCAUUCAGAAAACAUGCCGCUCCGUCUUCAGCUUCAAAAACGCAGCAAAGUGCAAGCACCCAUGAGCAGAAACCCAAGAUCGUACCUCAGGUGAAACGUAAGGUUGACACCCUUCGCGAGAACAGGGACUACUCGAACCUGUUCUCGGACGAUGCCGAUACACCUCCCCUAACAAAAGAAGACGCAGAAAAGAAGCCUGUCAUGGACCCAAAAUCUGAUGUCCAAGCUCAUCGGAUGAAAGCAAUGCAAUCUACUGCAAGAAACAACAAGGUGCCCACAAGCCAUACUGCCAGACCAUCAAAAGACCAUGGAUCCAUCCAGAGGCGCGUGGAAAACAAGGUCUUCUCUCAGGUGAAGAAGGAGCCACUCCCAAACGGGAGGAAACCGAAUGCUUCUGCCAGGAACGGAUCCAGAUCGGCCAACGGCAAAGCUCGUCCGGGGCUGCAGCCAUCCUCCAAUGGCCAAAACCCACAGUGCUCGAUACAGAGCAAAAGCCCGCAGGUGUUGCCUGCUUCCCAGCGGCAGCAGCAGCGGCCACUGAAACCGCAGGGUCCGAGGCAGCAGAACCAUGUCCCACCUUCGCCGCAAGUUCGAAGGACGAAUUUGUCAGUGCAGGGCCAGCAGCCUGCGCACAAGGGUUCUGCUCUGCCUCGGGAUAGAACAAAAUUGGGGCAGAAGCAGCUGGCUCCUUCCUCAAGACCAAAGCCAUCUCCAACAAGUGCAGUUUACGGUGACCCUGCAAAGAAAAAGGGUGGAGCGAAGAGGAAAGUCAGUGACGCGGAGAAAGUUCGUCAAAUGGUCAGAGAUGUGCUCAACUACGACCCGAACAAGUACUCUCACAAGGAUAAAGAUGAUGAUAGCGACAUGGAAGCAAAUUAUGCCAGCAUACAGAUGGAAGAGAGAAGAAGUGCAAAGAUUGCAAGAAAAGAGGAUGAAGAGGAAUAUCGCCUACUUCAGGAAGAGGAGCAGCGCCAGCGGGCGAAGAAGAAGAAGCAACGGAAAGAAUCGUAGACGAUUCCAUGGCCGGAUUGCAUUGCCCUAGUCAUAUAGUGUGCCCUUUUAUAGCUUAAUUUCCAGGACAUCAAAUUCAGAAUUGUCGAUCAUGACUACAAGACGAGACUACACUUUGACUUUU
Messenger RNA from Hordeum vulgare subsp. vulgare (domesticated barley), 2134 nucleotides. Its product is annotated as histone H3.v1-like. The coding region runs from base 583 to 2010 and encodes 475 amino acids. The transcript is spliced from 10 exons. The record is from RefSeq and is a predicted model, not a curated record. Gene Ontology annotation, biological process: nucleosome assembly; regulation of DNA-templated transcription. NCBI's taxonomy places the organism in Eukaryota, Viridiplantae, Streptophyta, Magnoliopsida, Poales, Poaceae. Gene Ontology annotation, molecular function: DNA binding; histone binding. Gene Ontology annotation, cellular component: nucleolus.